UUUUUAAAACAAACACGGCAUUUCUUUUGAGGGUGUUCCUUGCAUUUGGUUGGUGGAAUAUAUUCAGGGAAGUGUGCUCAAUUUUUUGCAUGUAAACGAAGCGGUGUAUCGCCAGUUGCAGGACCUCCACAGGUUUUAUAAUUUGGUAAUAUGAUAUUUUCCACUAUUGCUUUAGCAAUAUUUAAACGAAAGGAAACAAAGCCUGUUUUGGAAGUGCUAGUAAUUUUAGAAUGCAAAACAUAUGCAUUGUAAAAGACCAUAUCUAGUAGAUAGAAGAAUACUUUCUUAUAUCCCUUUACACAUUUCUUCAUUAUGGGGAAGAACGCUAUUUGUUGAUCAUGCUUAUCAACCCCUUCCAUACCUUUAUUUUAUUUAAUAACGUAUGAUGGCUUUAUAAUAUUCCUGACAUCACCAUCUUCUGUUUUUUACCUUUUCCCAGUGUCUACUAAAUUAGCAUUUGAAUGUUUCGUGCCAAGUAUAUACACAUCUUUUGUAUCGCUCCAUUUUGAUUCCACCACAGGAUAAAGUUUUGGCUUCUCCUUUUUCAACUUGAGUACAGCAAGCUCUUUCGGCAUGUCCUUCCUAUGUUUCCUAACAGUUCCAACGGCAUUCGUACCAUAUUUCAGCAACUUUAGGAAUAAUUGAGGCAAUGAAUACGAAUUAUUCAUGAACAGCGUGUAGCCUUUAUAUAAAAUGUCAUUUUCAACGCCGUAUCGGACGUCAUGUCCGAUUUUGGCAAAAUUAAUGCAUGACGUUCUGAUACGUCGAAUGCGGUCAAAGGGUUAAAAAUAUCACACGUUCCGCUUGACUGCAUUAAAUUUUUGAGCAAAUAAAAGAGCAGAUAGGUGUAUUCGAUAUGUAUUUCAAACCAAAAAUAUUACUACUAUUUGUUCUUACAGUGUAAUUCCGUAAGGGGCUUAUAUUGUUUUUCUUUCUCGACUUGUUCGUUAAUUUCAUUUCCUUGUCAGUGAACUUGUUUUUGAUACGGCAACUUGUCACACAACACGUGAAGUUGUUAUUAAAUAAAUAAAACAUUGCUGUAACUUAGUUUUUUUAUGUUAUUUUGUCUUGGUUCAUCUUAACACAACAUCCCAAAACAAAUAUAUAUAUAUAUAUAUAUUAUUUUGUACACAAUAAUGUCUUUCUUAGAAACGAACAACUUAACCCAACGAAGCCAGGAGAAUUCAUCAGAUAAAAGCCAAGUUUCAGGAUGGGCGGAUUCCAUUGCAAAAGUUUUAAAUACUACUAAACCAAAAAGUAGAAACGAUUUGGUUCUUUCUCGAGCCAAGAAAAAUAAAUCUCAGGAAAACGAUGACAAGUCCAAAAACUAUGGGUUUGAAGUAGUUGGAGAGAUCGAAGAACAAAAACCCGCGGAGGAAGAUUGGAAUGGAAAAUUGGCAAAAGAACAUAAGGGCGGAAAAGCACAACUGCGUGUUAAGCCUUGUUGGAAUGACAUGGAAAGAGAAAGAGCUCUACGUAAGGUAGCCACUAAGGGAGUGGUGCAGCUUUUCAAUGCUGUUCGCAAACAUCAGAAGGAUUUACAGCAUCAACUAGACGCCGCGGGGCCACUAGACAUUCGCAAAGAAGCUGUUUUGAAUAAAAUAAACAAACGCAAAUUUUUAGAUAUUUUGAUGGGAGGACGGCGAGGCAAAUCAGAGGUUGUGGAUAAUCCGAUAAAACGCGAAAUAAAAAAAUCAGAGGAAGAAAGCUCUGAUAGUGGAGACGAUAUUAAUAAUAAGAAAAAGAAAAAAGAAUGGAAUGUUUUACGUGAUGAUUUUAUGACGAACAAGAAAAUUAAGCAUUGGGAUGAAAAUAGUGAUAGCAAUAAUCAAACACAAAGUGAUGAUUCGGAGGAUGGUGUUGAUUGAUAGUAUAAAUAA
Molecule: messenger RNA, 1880 nt
Organism: Glossina fuscipes
Lineage: Eukaryota; Metazoa; Arthropoda; Insecta; Diptera; Glossinidae
Product: RRP15-like protein
Exons: 2
Coding region: 1137-1868 (243 amino acids)
Biological process (GO): maturation of 5.8S rRNA; maturation of LSU-rRNA
Cellular component (GO): preribosome, large subunit precursor
Source: RefSeq, a predicted model, not a curated record